This is a messenger RNA of Nannizzia gypsea CBS 118893, 555 nucleotides long. RefSeq lists its product as hypothetical. The record is from RefSeq and is a predicted model, not a curated record. Bases 1 to 555 code for a protein of 184 amino acids. Lineage: Eukaryota; Fungi; Ascomycota; Eurotiomycetes; Onygenales; Arthrodermataceae. The transcript has 2 exons.
AUGUCACUUCGCUCUCGCUGCUGCUGCUGCUACAAGCUGCAACUUCACCACUUCAACCACGUCGACUUCGACAGCCACUUCAACUUGACCAACCUCCACGGUCCGAACCCCCAGGGCGACGACCUUCUUCUUCGUCCCUCUUCUUCUUAUUAUGAUUGUCCUUCUCUCCCUCCCGCGACAAUCGAGGGACCUGACCGGACGGCGGGCGAGGACGAGGAACAAGGACGGGAAGGAAAGCGUAGAGUCGAGGGUCGAGGGUCGCGGGCGUCUGCGUUCUUUGUGAGGAAGCGAGCAAGUGCGAAAAAAGCGAGAGUCAAGAGCGUCAAAGAGAGAAAAGCAGAAGAGAAAGACGAGAGAGAGAAAGACGCGGAAGCAAGUCAGCAGAAGGACGGAAAGAUAGAAGAAGUAGAAGUAGAAGUAAGAAGUAAAGAGAAGAAAGGCCUAUUCUUGCUCGUCCUCGUCUUGUUCUUCGUCUUCUUUCUUCCGCUAAACUGCGUCUUCUUCUGCUUCUUCUAUCAACUUUUUGUCCUUCUUUCCGCUCGCCAAGACCAUUAA